AUGGGUGUAAUACGAAAGAAGACCGCCGCGCGCGGUACAGAAGCUGGCACCAAGUAUCAUUGCGAUGUCUGCUCUGUGGACGUGACUUCUACUGUUCGCAUAUCAUGCGCACACCCCGCCUGCCAUGAAUACGAUCUAUGUGUACCAUGUUUCGCCGCCGGGGAAAAAUCCAAAAACCAUGACCCCCCGACGCAUCCAUUUCAAGUUAUAGAACAAAAUUCUGUCCCUAUCUUUCAAGAAGAUUGGGGUGCGGACGAGGAGUUGCUGUUGCUGGAAGGUGCCGAGAUCUACGGGUUGGGCUCGUGGGCUGAUAUCGCGGAUCAUAUCGGUGGCUAUCGAACAAAGGAUGAAGUGCGAGAUCACUACUUGAGCACAUAUGUUGACAGCCCCAACUUUCCCCUGCCAGAACGCGCCGAUCCUGAAGAUACGCGUCUCCAAGACUCGAUUUCAAAGGAAGAGUUCCAGUCUCGGAAGAAACGGCGCAUCGAGGAGCGUAAGGAUGCUGCCAAGGCGGCUGCUCCAACCACGCCGAAACAAAAGCCGACAGCCAGUGUGCCGGCUUGUCACGAGGUGCAGGGUUACAUGCCGGGGCGACUGGAAUUCGAGACGGAGUUUAUGAAUGAUGCAGAGGAGGCUGUACAACAUAUGACCUUUGAGCCUGGCGCUGGCGAUACUCCCAAUAGUGAGACAGACGCAGAGAUGGAAUUGAAGAUGACCGUCUUCGAUAUAUACAACACCCGCCUCACGGCACGGACAGAGCGCAAAAAAAUUAUAUUCGAGCAUAACCUCCUUGAUUAUCGCAAGAACACAGCGUUGGAGAAAAAGCGAACGAAGGAGGAACGGGAUCUACUGAACAAGGCCAAGCCCUUCGCGCGAAUGAUGAACCGCGACGAUUUCGAAGAAUUCAACAAGGGGCUAGAGUACGAGCACAAUCUCCGGCUGGCAAUCUCCCAAUUACAGGAAUGGCGUCAGAUGGGAAUCGGGGACCUCAAGGGUGGGGAGAAGUAUGAGCAGGAGAAGCAGCAACGCCAAGCGCGACUCAUGCCCCAGGGCUCAUUCGAACGAUUUGCCAGCACCCGUCCGAAACAGAACCAGCAGCCGGAGCAGGCCACUGCCGCCAACCAGCUGACGACACCCGAACUUCCGUUGCGACUGCAAAAAGCCGCCGGCACCCCCAAGGCGCCAGAGGCCAACGUUCCUAUGAAUGAUUUUGACCGCGCCUUUGCUGCAAGUGGGGACGGCGCGGCUACGCCCCAGCCGACAAGAGCUAAAUUUGUCAUCCAGCCACUGAACGGCGUAAUUCCUUGGAAGUUGGAAAAUGAAGGUGCUCCGGACCUCCACCUUUUGACCAAGGAGGAGGUGGAGCUCUGCGACAUCCUCCAUAUCCAGCCGAAGCCGUACUUAGUAAUCAAAGAGACACUUUUAAAGGAGUCGAUGAAGUCUGGCGGAAGUCUGAAAAAGAAGGAUGCACGGACUAUUUGCAAGAUUGACAGUACGAAAUCAAGUCGGGUAUUCGAUUUUAUGGUGCAUAGCGGAUGGAUAAACAAGGGAUAA
Molecule: messenger RNA, 1554 nt
Organism: Aspergillus puulaauensis
Lineage: Eukaryota; Fungi; Ascomycota; Eurotiomycetes; Eurotiales; Aspergillaceae
Gene: adaB
Product: chromatin-binding transcription regulator ADA2
Exons: 3
Coding region: 1-1554 (517 amino acids)
Biological process (GO): regulation of transcription by RNA polymerase II; chromatin remodeling
Cellular component (GO): SAGA-type complex; nucleus
Molecular function (GO): chromatin binding; transcription coactivator activity; zinc ion binding
Source: RefSeq, a predicted model, not a curated record